AUGGGAAAAAACUUAGAUAGGGAACUUCUGAGCAAGAAAGGAGCAUUUUCUUCUCUCUUUGCCAUCCAUAGCUCACGACGGAAUUUCUAUCCAGAAGAUGAGCACAAAACGAGUCGUGCAAGACGGUCUGAUCCUUACUUCAAGCCAACACUUCAGUGUGUGGUGUGCGGCGACGUCUCCAGUGGCAAGCAUUAUGGCGUUCUAGCUUGCAAUGGCUGCAGUGGAUUCUUCAAGCGCAGUGUGCGGAGGAAAUUAAUAUACAGGUGUCAGGCAGCUAGUGGAGAUUGUUUGGUGGACAAAGCUCACAGGAAUCAAUGCCAAGCUUGCAGGCUCAAGAAAUGCCUUGAAAGUGGUAUGAAUAAAGAUGCGGUACAAAACGAGCGACAACCAAGAAGUUCAGCUACUGUUAGGCUGGAAAGUACUAUUCCAUCCGCUAAGUCAUUGGAAGCCAUUGGUAGAGGCAUUAUCAGUGAUGGUCCAUCAAGAGAUAUAACUGUGGGUGUGUUUCAGCCAUUUCUUUCUCCAACAGAGAAUAGUUUGACACCUGAGCUACUAAAACCUAAUGUGUUUCAUUUCCUGAAGAACGAGAGCCAAGGAAAUAAUAAAAUGGAUGUCACUACCAUGAAUGAAGAAACGAUAAACCAUAUUCCAAGUUCAGAUGCUUCCAAACUUGCUUUUAUGGAUGACAGUGCAGGCGAUUUACCGUACGAAAUGAUGAACGAGCCCCUGUGCGAGACAUCAGCUCGUAUUCUUUUACUCACUGUACGAUGGGUUCGAAGUCUACCAUCAUUCUCAAGUUUAAGUUACGGCGACCAGGUAACUUUGCUGGAAGAGACCUGGUCAGAGUUGUUCUUGCUGAGUGCUAUCCAGUGGAGCAUGCCUUUAGAUGCAAAUCCGUUAUUUGCAUUAAAUGAAGCACUUUCUUCAAAUAAAUUGAGAAGUCGGCACAAAACCUAUUUGGAGGUUUUACAAAAGUCGUUUACUCGUUUCAAAGCAUUGAUGACAGAGUUUUCAGAAUUUGCUUGUUUGAAAGCAAUCGUCCUUUUCAAACCAGAUGCGAAACAGCUGAAAAAUCCACAUCAAGUAGAAAUGUUUCAGGAUCAUACUCAGUUGAUGCUAGCAAAUCACUUGAAAAUUCAGAACUGUGAUUAUACGUUCAGGUUUGGCCGUCUUCUUCUUCUUUUACCAACACUUCGGCAAGUUCCAGCAGAAGCAGUGGAAGCCAUUUUCUUCAGUAAAAUCAUCGGAGCAACGCCCAUGGGAAAACUUUUAUGUGAUAUGUUCAAAUGCAGAUAG
This is a messenger RNA of Uloborus diversus, 1296 nucleotides long. Its product is annotated as photoreceptor-specific nuclear receptor-like. Bases 1 to 1296 code for a protein of 431 amino acids. Gene Ontology annotation, biological process: anatomical structure development; cell differentiation; positive regulation of transcription by RNA polymerase II. The record is from RefSeq and is a predicted model, not a curated record. The transcript is spliced from 7 exons. Lineage: Eukaryota; Metazoa; Arthropoda; Arachnida; Araneae; Uloboridae. Gene Ontology annotation, molecular function: nuclear receptor activity; zinc ion binding; RNA polymerase II cis-regulatory region sequence-specific DNA binding.